CGUACACAAUGUCGUGCUGCUAUUCACGAAAACGUGCUGCAAGUUUGGCGUGAUCGCAUCACACAAUGGUUUCUGCGUCCGAGAAGAAAAGCAAAAAUGCGAAUAAUUCAGUGACGAUAGAUGAAAACUGGGAACCUGAUGUUAUCGUUCCACCAACCGUAAACGACGAUGAAGAGGAUGAGACGGAGCAUAAUGUUGGGCGAGAGUCAUCUACCCAAACGAAAGACAUUGUAGCGAACCUGUGCAAACAACGAGCCAUUCCCAGUGUUUUGGAACUGCGACUUCAAGAGUACUUUCAGCAACAUCCGCGCAUCCAACCCUUGCCAACAAUCGAAUCGGACACCGUCGAUAUAGAUCUUGCCGAUUCGGAGGAAGAAACUUGGAUUAUCCAAUGUCCCUCCACCAUUGAUGUCAAAGCCGAAUUGAAGGGGAAGAAAAUUAACCUAGCUGCUGGACAUUCAACGAUCAAGCAUUGUUCCGUACCGCUCGAAGCUCACGUGAAGAUCAAUAGCGAGGAGCGUGUUGUUGGGUUGCUUUCUGGAUCACGCGUAAAAUCCUUCGUUCCGGCCGGAUUUGUGCGCAUUAAUCAAGCGCUACCUUCACUGGCCGUACCGGUACCAUCAAACACGGACAGUUCAAAUCACGUCACUGUACCCUAUCCGGACGAAAUACGCGAACGCCAUCCUCUGCUCGGGUACGAUUUUAACGAGCAUAUGACAUUACCAAAGCGUGUGCGGAAGCGGCUAUCGUUUGCCCAGCAGAAUGCUGCAUUUAUGUAUCAAAAUGCUGGCAAAAGUAUGGCAGUGUCAAAUCAGAAGUCAAAUGCAACUACGGAAGACAUAUCCACUCCAACUAAAACGAAAAAACGGAAACAGCCUUCCGAUGAGGGCGUUGCGGUAACAGUUAAGCAGGAACCAGUGUCAGCGAAGAGAAAAAAGCGUAAAAAUGAUGAUGAAGUACAAACAGCAGAUGAGAAAAAAGAAGUGGGGAUGGAGGAUGAUAUUUCCUGGCUGCUUAAAAUUUAGCUUUCAAUACAUGUAAUCC
Messenger RNA from Anopheles moucheti, 1044 nucleotides. RefSeq lists its product as uncharacterized. The record is from RefSeq and is a predicted model, not a curated record. The coding region runs from base 66 to 1025 and encodes 319 amino acids. The transcript is spliced from 2 exons. Lineage: Eukaryota; Metazoa; Arthropoda; Insecta; Diptera; Culicidae.